This is a messenger RNA of Humulus lupulus (European hop), 3592 nucleotides long. RefSeq names its product disease resistance protein RPM1-like. Gene Ontology annotation, biological process: defense response to other organism. Bases 327 to 3227 code for a protein of 966 amino acids. The record is from RefSeq and is a predicted model, not a curated record. The transcript has 5 exons. Lineage: Eukaryota; Viridiplantae; Streptophyta; Magnoliopsida; Rosales; Cannabaceae. Gene Ontology annotation, molecular function: ADP binding.
UACAUAUUCUAUAUAUAUAUAUAUGUGUUAUUAUUAUUAGGCAUGCCUGUUUUUGUUGUGUACAUCUAGUCUCAGCCACUCAACAACUAUCAGAAACUUUGUAAGAGCACUACUCUCAGCUAAGAUGAUCUUUUUCAGUUAUUUUACUGAUUAAUACAUAUAUAAUCAAGCAUUUAUUAAACUCUAGUUGAUUGCGUCUUCACAAACAGUCUUCUCAGCAACAUAAGAUAUUUAUGAUGCGGAUUGGAACUUGGAAUCUCAGUACCAUUGACUAGUCGUCUUUGGAUAUUACUAAAAGAUAUGAUUGCUAGAUAGACACUUCAUAGAUGGCAGAGAUUGCUGUAGGCCUAGUUGUAGACAAGUUGAUUCCGUUGCUAAGUGAGGAGGCAUAUUUGUUGAGAGGUAUUCACAAUGAUGUUGAGGGAAUCAAAUGUGAUCUAGACUUUCUGCUCGCUUUCCUUAAAGAUACUGAUGCAAGAGUUGAUACAGAUCAAAGCAACAAAAGUAGCCAUAGCAUUAAAGUGUGGGUGGAGAAGCUUCGAAAAAUAGCAUUUGAAGUGGAAGAUGUUAUUGAUGAAUACACACAUCUUAUGGUGAAACAACAGCUAAAUCAUCCCCAUAUCCAAAGAUUUAUUGGCUUUUUUCGUAAAAGCGCUUGCUUGGUUAUCAAACUAAAAUCACGACAUGACAUAGCUUCUAAAGUAAAAGAUAUCAGACAAAGGAUUCGGGAUAUAAAUCAAACAAGUGCAUCUUACGACUUACAUGACAACUCUUCAUCUGCUUCUCAAUCAAGUAAAUGGUAUGAUCCUCGAAAAGGCUCAUGCCUAAUUGAAGAAAGUGAUCUUGUAGGCAUUGAAUCUUCUAGAGAUGAAUUGAUUACAAAGGUGGAAUGUGGAUCUCCAAUGCGGACUGUAAUCUCUUUAUUAGGGAUGGGUGGACUUGGCAAGACCACUCUUGCUAAUCGAGUCUAUGUUCAUACAAAAGAUAGUUUUGAUUGCCAUGCUUGGAUUGAAGUUUCUCAGUCAUACCAAAGGGUGGAGCUGCUACAAAUGCUAGUGAAAAAGUUCUAUGAGUCGAGAGAAGAAUCUGUUCCGAAAGGACUUGAUGCAAUGGAUGAAAUCAUAUUGACUACAAAGUUAAGAGACUACUUGCGAGAAAAGAGCUAUCUUGUCAUUUUUGAUGAUGUUUGGAAGACGAAUUUUUGGGGUGAUAUACAAGAUGUUUUACCUAAUGAUGGCAACGACAAAAAUAAAAGAAUAGUCAUCACAACUAGAUAUGUUGAAGUCGCAAAUUUUUGUAAAGUAUCAUCAUGUGUUCAUAUCCAUAAUCUGCAACGUCUCUUUCCAGAGAAGGCAUGGGAGCUCUUUUGUAAAAAAGCUUUUCGCUACGAACUUAUUGUUGAUUGUUGUCCACCCCAUUUAGACAGAUUGUCACAUGAGAUUGUUGAAAGAUGUCAAGGAUUACCACUUGCUAUUGUUGUCAUAGCUGGUCUUUUAUCAACAAAAAGCAAGACUACUGAUGAGUGGAGAAAAUUACUUACAACUCUUAGUUCAGAGUUGCAGAGCAAUGAACAUCUAGAAAGCAUAACGAAAAUUCUUUCCCUCAGUUUCAAUGACCUACCUUAUCAUCUUAAAUCUUGCUUCUUGUAUUUGGGAUAUUUUCCUGAAGACUACGAAAUCAGAUGUGGAAGAUUAGUUCGCCAAUGGAUUGCUGAAGGCUUUGUAAAGUCGAAAAAAGAUAAAACGUUAGAGGUGAUUGCAAAAGAAUACUUGGUAGAUUUAAUAAAUAGAAAUCUCAUUCAGGUGUCAGAGGUAAAUUUUGAUGGAAAAGCUAGAACAUGUCGAAUCCAUGAUCUUCUUCGUGAGAUUGUCCUCAACAAGAUGGAGGAUUUAAGCUUCAGUCAAGUUUUGUCAACAAAGGUUUCAAACUUCAACGGAUCAGCUCGACGCGUUUCAAUAAUCAAUGGCUCUUAUGAAGUUAUUAAGAAUAAUGCUUAUGCGAUUUCUCAGGUGCGAUCUAUUUUUAUCUUUGAUAAAGGCAAAAUUCUUAAUCAUCAUAUACGUGAAAUCAUCAUAAAUUUUAAGCUCCUAAAAGUUCUUGAUUUUGAAGAUGCUCCAAGUCUAGAUCUCCUUCCCAAAGAUAUUGGAAACUUAUUUCACUUAAAAUAUUUAAGUGUUCGAGGCACAAGGGUUGCGUUUUUGCCUAAAUCAAUUGGAAAAUUAAUAAAUUUAGAGACAUUAGAUUUGAAACAAUCAUUGGUGUUUACGAUACCGGUUGAGAUCAAAAGGCUUCAAAGAUUGCGAUACCUUUUAGCUUACCAUGCAAAUAUGAAUGAAUUUAGUUCAUUUAAUUUAGUAAAAGGAGUACAAGUACAUAUUGGAAUCGGACGGUUAACAACCUUGCAGAAAUUAUAUUUUGUUGAUGUCAAUGUUACUGGAUUUGACCUGUUUAAAGAGUUAAGCAAGUUGACUGAGUUAAGAAAAUUAGGCAUCUUAAAUUUAAGAAGUGAAGAUGGAAUGAAAUUAUGUGAUUGUAUUCAAAGGAUGAAUCACCUUGAAUCCCUUCACGUAAGUUCAGUAAGUGAAGAUGAUACAAUUGAUUUGGAAUCCAUAUCUUAUCCCCCUCAAUUUCUUCGGUGUCUCCACUUACAAGGGCCUUUGAAGAACUUGCCUAAAUGGAUCCCAGAGCUUCAAAACCUAACUAGGAUAUCGUUUUUUUGGUCAAAGUUAGAAAUUGAUCACUUGAAUGUCCUUCAAAACAUACCAAUUCUUUCGGAGCUUCAAAUAUUUUAUGAUGGGUAUGUUGGUGAGAAAUUGCACUUUAAGGAAAGAACUUUUCCAAAUCUUAAGGUGCUCAUGCUCUAUUCCUUGAGAAAAUUACAAUUCAUGGUAAUAGAAGAAGGAUCAUUGUGUAAUCUUGAAGAGUUGUUCAUUGGGCCUUGCCCUCAACUAAAGGAGCUUCCCUCUGGAUUUCAGCAUUUGACAAACAUCAAAAAAGUUCAUUUGCGUGAAUUGCCAACAAUUUUCUGGAUGUCCAAUACAUUUCAAAGCUAUAGAAAUAUUGGAGUAGACAUUCAGCUUCUUUACAGAAUUCGUGAUGAAUUGUGGAGCUUCAGAUUGGAAUGGGUUAUGCAAUUCGUGGAAUAUUUGCGAGACCAUGUCAGCAAAGAAGAAUGGGAGUCACAAUUGGAUAAUUAUUUCAGUGAACGAGCUUAUAACGACGACUAGGUAUAUCUCAGAGUACCAAGCUUGCGGUCUUUCGUUUGUUGUGGGUAUUUUAUUUUAUUGUGGGUUUGUGCUGCCUUUGUGGAUGUGAGAUUUCAGUUAUGGGAUAAUGAGCUAUUAUGUGUAUUUAAUGGAACUGAUUAUCAUUUUACCAUAUGUAAUGUACUGCUACAAAAUGUUCUUGAAUUCGGUGUUGUAAUUAUUUCAGAUCAUUUUGCUCUCCUACUUCUUGUCCUUUUGUUUCUCAUUCAAUUGACAAAGACUUGAGAGAAUCAAUAUGUCAUUAAAGGACAUUGAAAGUAGUCGGAUUGUAUCAUCAGUCUAUAUAAAUUCAUGAUCGCAUUGAUCGACUGGACUCAGUUAUUUCA